CACCGGCUCAUCUGCACUUGUCAAAGGACUCGUCAGCAAGCAGGGUAGCCUACUAAGACACAGACUGGAGAAGCAGAACAUUCCACGAUCUACAAAUCAUGACUACGGAGAAAUCCGAAGUGUUUGUGGUGGAGCCGCUCAACAGGAGCAACAUGAGCAAAAAGAAAAAGAUGUUUUCUCUUUCCAGCAUCAUGACGCGCAUUCGUCGUAGAGGUGGGAACAUGGAAAACAUGAAGAGAGAAGUAGAAAUAAAUGACCAUCGUCUUUCCGUCGACGAGUUGGAAAAGAAAUAUGCAACCGACAUAAAAGCGGGUCUGUUGCCAGGUGAAGCUGCAGAACGACUCAGUCGAGAUGGUCUAAAUAAGCUGACUCCACCGAAAGGCACACCAGAGAUUGUAAAGUUCACGAAGUUGUUGCUUGGAGGCUUUCAGAUACUCUUUUGGAUUGGUUCUAUCUUGUGUUUCAUUGCAUAUGGAUUGCAGUAUUCUUCUGAUCCAACAAGCCCCAGAGAUAACUUGUAUCUUGGUAUCGUCUUGGUUGGUGUCGUAGUGAUGACUGCAUUAUUUGCCUAUUAUCAAGAAGCAAAAAGCACAAAUAUUAUGGCUGGAUUCAAGAAUAUGGUACCUCAGCAAGCGUGCGUGAUACGUGGAGGCUCAAAACUACAGAUAAAUGCCACUGAGCUGGUUAUAGGAGAUAUCGUAGACAUCAAAGGAGGCGAUCGGGUGCCAGCAGAUCUGAGGCUCUUUGCUAGCCGUGGCUGCAAGGUGGACAAUUCGUCAUUGACUGGAGAGUCUGAGCCGCAAGCCAGGUCAUCCGAGUUUACCCACGAGAACCCACUGGAAACCAAAAAUAUCGCCUUUUACUCAACGACCUGUUUGGAAGGCACGGCCUCUGGAAUUGUUAUCAACAUUGGAGACAACACAGUCAUCGGGAGAAUUGCGUUUUUGGCGUCCGGUGUAGAGAACGAGAAGACGCCCAUCGCCAUCGAGAUCGAGCACUUUGUUCACAUGAUCAGCGCCCUUGCCCUCGGUGUGGGUUUCCUUUUCUUGUUCAUUUCAUUAGGAAUGGGCUACAACAUCCUGAACGCCAUCAUCUUUUUCAUCGGCAUUGUCGUGGCUUAUGUACCAGAAGGACUUUUAGCAACAGUCACGGUGUGCCUGUCUCUCACUGCUAAAACGAUGGCUAAGAAGAACUGUCUGGUAAAGAAUCUCGAGGCUGUGGAAACUCUUGGCUCCACGUCUGUCAUCUGCUCCGAUAAAACCGGAACACUGACCCAGAACAGAAUGACAGUGGCCCACAUGUGGUUUGAUAAAUACAUCCACGCUGCAGAUACGUCGGAAGAGAUGACAGGAGAACAAUUCGAUAUGUCUUCCAAAACCUGGGCAGCUCUCGGCCGGGUUGCCUCACUUUGUAAUCGAGCUGUGUUUAGAGGAGGCCAAGAAGACAAACCUGUCAGCAGGAGAGAAGUGGAAGGAGACGCAUCGGAAACAGCCCUUCUUAAAUUCACGGAGAUGGUGCUCGGCAAUGUCGUGGGGAUCCGGGAUCAGAACCCAAAGGUCGCUGAAAUCCCUUUCAACUCCACAAACAAAUUUCAGCUAUCCAUUCAUGAAACAGAUGACCCAGCUGAUAAACGGUACCUGCUAGUAAUGAAAGGAGCCCCCGAGAGGAUCUUAGAACGCUGUUCCUCUAUCAUGAUUACCGGACAGGAAUGGCCACUGGAUGAGGAGAUGAAAGAAGACUUUCAAAGAGCUUAUAUGGAACUUGGAAGUCUGGGAGAAAGAGUGCUUGGUUUUUGCCAUUGCUACCUCCCUGAAGAUAAAUUUCCUGCUGGAUUUCAGUUUGAUACGGAAGAAAUGAAUUUUCCAACCAACAACUUGUGCUUCGUCGGCUUGAUAUCCUUAAUUGAUCCUCCUCGCUCCAGUGUGCCAGAAGCUAUCUCCAAAUGUCAUAGCGCUGGAAUAAAGGUCAUCAUGGUGACAGGAGAUCACCCCAUCACUGCCAAAGCCAUUGCGAGAGCUGUUGGAAUCAUUGCUCCUGAAAGUGAGACUGUGGAAGACAUAGCCCAGCGCCUGAAUAUCCCCAUUGAGAAAGUGGAUAAAGCAGAUGCAAAGGCGGCCGUAAUAAAUGGAGGAGACUUGAAAGAUAUGACCACGGAGCAACUGAUGGAAAUUCUUCGGAAUCACCCAGAAAUUGUUUUUGCCAGAACGUCUCCGCAGCAGAAGCUCAUCAUUGUGGAAGCCUGCCAGAACCUUGGAAACUUUGUCGCCGUUACUGGAGACGGUGUCAAUGACUCCCCAGCUUUGAAAAAAGCCAAUAUUGGCAUUGCCAUGGGAAUCGCCGGGUCUGAUGCCGCCAAAGGAGCAGCAGACAUGAUCUUACUGGAUGACAACUUUGCGUCCAUCGUGACUGGCGUGGAGGAAGGUCGUCUGAUCUUCGACAACCUUAAGAAAUCAAUUUCCUUCACAUUGACCAAGAACAUUCCAGAAAUGGUUCCAUUCAUGGUGUACAUCAUCAUCUCUUGCCCCCUGCCUCUGGGCACCAUCACAAUCCUCUUUAUUGAGCUGGGCACAGACAUUAUUCCCUCCAUUUCCCUGGCAUAUGAAAAAGCCGAAAGCGACAUUAUGAAUCAGAAACCUAGACAUCCAAAGAAGGAUCGAUUGGUGAACAUGCAGCUCGCUGCAUACACUUAUUUUCAUAUCGGUAUCAUUGAGACGUUUUGCGGAUUCCUUUGUUAUUUUACCGUGAUGGCUGAACAAGGCUACCUUCCUGGAACACUGAUUAACAUUCGAAUUCCCUGGGAAAGCCGCACCGUAAGCGAUCUGCAAGAUACCUUUGGUCAAGAAUGGACAUAUUAUCAGCGAGCCCAAAUGGAAUGGACUGGCUACACAUCUUUCUUUGUGGGGAUUGUUGGAUGUCAAAUAAUUAACUCAAUCAUCCGGAAAACGAGAAGAUUCUCCCUCUUCAGGCAAAAUGUUUUAAAGAACAGAUUUUUCCUUAUGGGGGUCGCUUCUCAGAUCAUUGUGGCCGCAUUCUUGUCCUACUGUCCUGGAAUGGGUGAUGGACUCCAUUUUAUGCCACUCAGAGCCCAGUACUGGUUUGUCUCUGCGCCAUAUGUAAUUCUUAUCUUUGUGUAUGAUGAACUGAGGAAGCUGAUCAUCAGAAACUUUCCAGGAUGUUGGGUUGACAGAGAAUUAUUCUACUGAGAAGGAGUUUACCUGCCAGCCUUCAUUGUAAAUUUCUCCGUCUGUACAUCACAGAACAUUCAGAACGGCAACGUGACUGCCAGAACAGCACCUUUUCCUUCCUAGUAACUUAUAUACUGCAUACAAUGAAGAAAAAAAAAUAUAUAUAUAUAUAUAUAUAUAUAUAUAUAUAUAUAUAUAUAUAUAUAUAUAUAGCAUGCCACUGGAUUGGUAUGAAUACAUUUAAAAUAUUUGUAGUGUGUAAAUAAUGCUACAAACUUUAACAGAACAGAGAUCUGUGAUACUGUAUUUAGCCUCCUGUUCUCCUUAACAGUAUUAUGCCUGUAUGUUUUGCCUAUAAUGUUGAUUUUAAACAAUAAAAUGUUUUAUAUUUUGUAUUUAC
This is a messenger RNA of Polypterus senegalus (gray bichir), 3585 nucleotides long. RefSeq names its product potassium-transporting ATPase alpha chain 2-like. Gene Ontology annotation, molecular function: ATP hydrolysis activity; ATP binding; P-type sodium:potassium-exchanging transporter activity. Gene Ontology annotation, cellular component: membrane. The transcript is spliced from 23 exons. Gene Ontology annotation, biological process: intracellular sodium ion homeostasis; potassium ion import across plasma membrane; proton transmembrane transport. The record is from RefSeq and is a predicted model, not a curated record. The coding region runs from base 99 to 3203 and encodes 1034 amino acids. Lineage: Eukaryota; Metazoa; Chordata; Cladistia; Polypteriformes; Polypteridae.